Arthroderma uncinatum is the source of this 462-nucleotide messenger RNA. RefSeq names its product multiprotein-bridging factor 1. NCBI's taxonomy places the organism in Eukaryota, Fungi, Ascomycota, Eurotiomycetes, Onygenales, Arthrodermataceae. Bases 1 to 462 code for a protein of 153 amino acids. Gene Ontology annotation, cellular component: nucleus. The record is from RefSeq and is a predicted model, not a curated record. The transcript is spliced from 2 exons. Gene Ontology annotation, molecular function: DNA binding.
AUGUCUGACUGGGAUACCGUAACUGUUAUCGGCAAGGGAGCCCGCGGAAAUGCUGCUCCCCGCGAAACUGUCGUCAAGGGUCGUUCUGCUCUCAACGCUGCCCAGCGAUCUGGCAUGAUCGUCGGAACCGAGAAGAAAUACGCCACAGGCAAUGCUUCCAGCCGUCCCGCCCAAGAAGGCCAACAUCUCACCAAAGUCGACCGAUCCGACGAAAUCGUCAAGCCUAAGACAGUCGGCUUCGAGGUAGGCGAUGCGAUCAAGCGCCGCCGCAACGAAGAAGGCAUCAAGCUGAGUCAAAAGGAGCUGGCCACGAAAUGCAACACCACCGUCUCUAUCGUCCAGGACUUCGAGCGCGGAACUGCCACACCAGACCAGAAGGUGCUGGCGGCCAUGGAGAGGGUGUUGAACGUCAAACUGCGUGGAUCGGGGAUUGGGCAGGAGAAGUUUCCUAAGAAGAAGUAA